AUGGCGGGCAAUGGCUCCGAAGAUGUUCAGUACCUCGCGCCCCCCGCCGUGGCAGCGUUGCGGCAGGAGGCCCGAGCCAUCGACUCGAGAUUCUCUCCCUCUCGCUCUCCAAGUCUGGACGACAUGCGGGAAGAACGGGAGGUGUUGAAGGAGGCGGCCGAACAGACCCUCAACGUCAUUGUUGACCUUGGUCUCGAUGGCCGUGUCAAAUGGGUCAGUCCGUCAUGGACACAGGUCGUGGGAACGCCCCCGGAGUCAAUAGAAGGACGGAUGAUUUCCGACUUGUUGGUCGGCAACAAAAAUGUCUUUCAGGAUACAAUAGAGAGCAUGAAGGAGGACGAUUCGUACAGCCGCUUCAUUCGAUUCGCCGUGCAGUUGGGACCCGACUCGGUCCUGAAAUACUCGCCGGAGCCGCCAGUUGCAGCGCAGUCGAUCACGGAAGAAACGGGGGAGGCUUCUCAAGGCUCGGAGGAUCGGGAAGAGGCCCCUGAGCUGAAAGAAAACCGCCAGGAUAUUCUCCACAUGGAAGGACAAGGAAUCAUGGUCUUUGACCGUACGUCCGAUGGGGCAGGCCAUACGAUGUGGAUGUUGCGACCGUUUACAGAACCCAGAGAAGUGACAAUCGACCUCCCUCCCUUGUUGGUCGAGUCCCUUGGUGUUGGCGCGGAAGUGUUAGCAAACUAUUUGACCACCUUGGCGGAGGCUGCCGCGAGUGAACCGGAUCCCUCCAAGCAUCCGGCUCCCAGCCCGGUAUUGUGUCGCAUCUGUGAGCGUCAGAUCACCCCGUGGUGGUUUGAGAAGCAUUCAGAUCUCUGUCUUCAGGAACAUCGUGCCGAAAUGGAUGUUCAGAUCGCCCAGGAAAACCUGAAUGAGCAUCGCCAUGCGAUUGUCCGAGUGCUCGAUGCGCUGGAGGCAAGACAAGGCAGGCCUUUAGUUCUUGGGGAAAGCCCUCCACCUCCACCAAUUCAGCCGGAGUACAAAGGACUGCCCAUUGGGCCGUCUCCGACUGCCUCGGCUCCCUCAUCUGGCUCUGCUUCUAGUGCAAAUUCCGCCCCUGGUACGCCACCUAGGUCGAGAGACCAUUCGGCCUCGGGACUUGGACACGCCAGGGCACGAUCUUUUGCAGUGCGACGUCCGCUAGCCCGAAUUGUUGAGCUUAUUCUGGAUCUAUGCGAUACAGCCUUGGAAAUCAACAUGCCCAUGAUCAGGGAGUCUUCUCGAGCUGAUAGUAGUGACGACUUUCGAACCUUGUCUCCGCAAUCAGAAUCGCGCAUCUCACAAGUUAUCCAAUGGCAGUCACCUAGUUCAAAUACUCUCGAGCAGGAACAGGGUCUAGCUGCCCUAUGCAUGGACACGGAGCAGGUCGCGAGGGCGAAGGUAGACGCGGUUGUCCGCCAUAGGAGAAUAGUGGAAUACGCAGAGCGUAUUCGCAUCGAGUACACAAUCUUGGUAGAAGAGUGUAUUACCGCAGCACUCAGCAAAGCCGAGCGCAUUGCCGCUGGUCAGCUCAGCGACUCUAGCGCGUCUGACGAUGACUCGCCGCAGGAAUCCGAUCCUGUAGUCACUGCAGCUAGCCCCAUUCUGUACGCAAAGCGGGAAGCGACAGUGCCAGGUUCAACGUCUGCUCUCACCAUGUCCAUGCGCAAUUCGCCAGAUCGUUUCCAGUCAUCGCAGUCGGAAGGCAAAUCCUCGGUCGCCGUGUCCACAGGAUCGAAUAGCCCCAUGGAAUGUCCUACGCCACGUUCACAUAAAAGCAUUGCUGGUGUGUUAGGGACAUCACAGCCCUCACGGCGGGGAUUGUCGCUGCUUGAAAUCGAUGCGGGUGAAAAUAGUGAUAGCAGUAUCCCCUCCAUCUUUCCCGGUGCCUUACGAACAGAUUCGCCUUCUUCGGAUCGGAGUCUAGAUAGAAAACGUCGCAGCCUAGUACUCCCUGGGCUGUCCAGUUCUCCCCGACGGCAACACUCACCUGCGAGGAUCUCGGGUCCUCAUUCGCCGCUGCGAAUGCCUCGAGCUCGUCUCUCCAGUGGUGCUGACAGCCUACCAUCGCCUAUAGUGUCUCCCUCGGCCAAUGCAAACGAGUUGGCUCAGCUCCAUUAUCGUCACCAUCGUCGUCAAUCGUCGGCAACGUCGUCCGAUGUUGCUAAACCGCCCGUAUCGCCCCAUCUGUCCUCCGUCAGCCAGCCCCAGCCACGACCAGCUCCCCUGUCGAUCAAAGAUUUUGAGAUCAUCAAGCCUAUUAGUAAAGGUGCGUUUGGCAGUGUUUACUUGUCAAAAAAGAAGGCAACAGGAGAAUAUUUCGCUAUCAAAGUGUUGAAGAAGGCGGAUAUGGUUGCAAAGAAUCAAGUAACCAAUGUCAAGGCGGAACGUGCGAUUAUGAUGUGGCAGGGGGAGAGCGAUUUUGUUGCUAAGCUCUACUGGACAUUUUCCAGUAAAGACUAUCUCUAUCUGGUAAUGGAGUAUCUCAACGGGGGCGACUGUGCUUCGCUUGUCAAAGUGCUUGGCGGACUGCCUGAGGAUUGGGCGAAAAAAUACAUUGCUGAAGUAGUCCUCGGCGUGGAACAUCUCCACGGCAGGGGCAUUGUGCAUCGUGAUCUCAAGCCCGACAAUCUCCUAAUCGAUCAGACAGGUCAUCUCAAGCUGACCGACUUCGGCCUGUCCCGCAUGGGUCUCGUUGGGCGUCAAAAGCGUGUUCUGAAGAGCAUGAAUCAUGAGCCGGCGCCCGAUCUACUCAAGCAAGGAUCACUUCCUCGAACUACGUCAAUUGCAUCUUCGCGAUCAGCUUCCUUCGAUUUCCAGGGCGGCGGAUCGCCGUGCUCGACUCCUCUGAUUACGCCUGAUGCGGCGGGCAGUAUGCCCCAACCGUCUUAUUUCAACCUCAAUCAGAACGGCCUCAGCCGACAGACAUCGCGCCGAGCGUCAGGGUAUCGGAGUGAUAGCGGAGCUAGCGAGAGUCUUAAUGCCAUCUUCAGGACAAUGUCUCUUCAUGAGGGUGGCGAAGCCCAGGGCUCAAUGCCUGUCCCCGUUCCUACAACCAACCACAUGCCUGAGGAAGAAAGCCAGAUCGAGGCGGGAGAAUCCCCUCAUUUGUUUCCUCUUCAGCCGACGCUAAGCAACUCAUUCUCAUAUAGCACUCCACCACAACAGUCGAUGAUGCCCCCACUGAUGGCCCUCUUCGACCCCGAAGAUCAUAAUCGGCGCUUUGUUGGUACCCCGGAUUACUUGGCUCCGGAGACUAUCAAUGGCGUAGGUCAAGAUGAGAUGAGUGACUGGUGGUCCGUGGGAUGCAUAAUGUUUGAGUUCUUGUUUGGAUAUCCGCCGUUCAAUGCGUCAACUCCAGAUGAGGUCUUCGAUAACAUACUCCACCGCAGGAUUAACUGGCCCGAGGAAGCCGAUGAAUUAGCCUCGCCUGAAGCGAUUGAUUUGAUGAACAAGCUCAUGACCAUCAACCCUCGAGAGCGUAUUGGUGCCAACGUCGAGGAGAAAUUUCCAAAUGGAGGAGCCGAAAUUCGUAGCCAUCCAUGGUUUUCCGAUAUCAACUGGGCCACUCUGCUUGAAGACAAAGCCCAGUUUGUGCCAAAUAUAGAAAACCCCGAGGACACGGAAUAUUUCGAUGCUCGGGGUGCUACACUUCAGGCCUUUACCGAGGAACUCGAAGAUGGAACGCCGCCACCGCAGCCGCUAACUGCCGGGGCAUACCCUCAGGAUCGGCCUCAUGAUGCAUUGUUCAAGGUACGCUCUCAAGUUAAUGCGAUGAAACGACCUUUGAUGCCACUGCACAUUCCGCCUCAUGUGCGAGAAUCGCGAAGUAGGAGGUUGAGCGAGCCGGCCCCUGCGGACGACUUUGGCAAUUUUUCGUUCAAGAACCUCCCCAUGCUCGAAAAAGCCAACAAAGAUGUGAUUCAAAAAUUGCGCCAGGAGGCGAUGCAGGCACAGCAACGCCAUUCUACGUCCGGUGGUUCUCAGCCUACGCAGCCUCAAGGACAAGAGCCCGCUGCGCCCGUACCCCAGCCCUCCUUAGAGGGAAGUCCCCUGCCAAUGUCGCUGCAGCGGACUUUAUCUCAGACUAAGGGCAACAACAGACCCUCAUCUCCCUCAGCCAUGAGUCAGGCCAACUCGUCGCCCAGUCGUCCAUCCCAACCUUCGUCGCCAUUGCUUGUUCAAUUCAGCACCGGUCAUAACCACGAGCGCAGGAAAACUUCAGGAUCGUCGUCUUCUCAAUCUACCGGCUCCCUGCAAGCAACAACAGCAGAUCCAAAUCGCAUGACAAGUCUCAAAUUUGGGUCGACUGCAUCAUCACCAGUCAAGACUACCAGGGCCGCAGGGAACUCUCCUGACAAGACUCCUUCAGGACAGCGUCACGGCAGUGCUCCGGCAUCGCGGACAAGGUCGCAGACUAUUGGCUCACAAGACGGCGAUCUCUCAUCGUCGUUGGCAAAGGAGACCUUUGUGGGAACUCACCACAAACGUCGUAGUCAAUUAUUCGACGUAUCUCCUUCCUCCUCGGACAACGAAGAUCCCCGCACCAAAGCCUUACUCAAGGUUCAACGGCGUCGCCAGAGCUCCAGGCGGCUCUCCCAGUUCAACCUUCCGGAAGGGCCCUUUUUCCGACCCUUGAACGUUCUUAUCUGUGAGGAUCAUCCAGUUUCGAGGCUGGUCAUGGAACGCCUUUUCGAAAAGCUUCGAUGUCGCACCAUAACCGCUGUCAAUGGCGCAGAGGCUAUGCGUUAUGCUUUGAGUGAUAUUCAAUUCGAUAUCAUCAUGACGGAGUUCAAAUUACCGCAAGUUAAUGGUGCAGAUGUUGCGCGCAUGGUACGCGAAACGCGCAGUCCAAAUCGGCACACCCCUAUCAUUGCAGUCACAGGUUAUCUUAAAGAUCUGCCAGAAACACACCACUUCGACUCGCUAAUCCAGAAACCCCCUACUCUCACGAAAUUGACCGAGGCGAUGUGCAAGUUUUGUCAAUGGAAGCCGCCUCCGAAGGAUUACAAUCCUCUGUCAAUGCCGGCGCCAGUUGUGCUCCGCCAGCCUUCGAGUCAGGCCGAGCAUAGCCCAAGUUCGACGGCAUCUUCUGGCUUUGCUCAUGUUCCCUCUAGCUCAUAUAGAGGGUCUAGUCGCGAGGAUUCUAUCGGCAGUAGCUAUUUCGGUGAUAUGGAGUCAGUCAAAGCAGAAGAUGUUCCUGUCAUUGUUGGUCGCCACCACGACGAUUGGACACCGAGCAAAGGAGGUCUUGGCAUAUCCGAGGAAGCACACAGGACCAGAGGCAGCACAGAGACAGGGUUCAGAGGCGGCCCGGAGGCGGUUCCUUUCCCCAGCCUGCUUCUCACGGAUUCCGCACCAGUGACGGACCCCUCUCCGGGAGUGACGACGACGCCUCGCAAGCAGCGAUCUAGCGAUGCGAUUCGAGCCAAGAGAGAAUCGCUAGAAAAGAAGCGCUAUGAGUGUGGCGAGUCUGGCGAUGACGAAGAUGAGGAGCUAGGCAAUACUCCGUCACGAACUUGCAGUCCACGCCAGAGAACCCAUCGUCCCGGUUCCAAAUUGGGCUUAGAGAUGAUGAGGACGAAUAGUCGAGGUAGUGUCGUCAGCGGCAGCGAGGAGCUCCUUAAGAAGGAGAGAGAAUCCUUGGAAAGACGCACAAGCGCCGGCUCUUCUGGAUUCAGUGAUACCGACGAGUACGGUCUUAAUCGCCCUUCAGCCCUGGAGAGGACAUACGAGGGACUUCAUAUUCCUGAGGAGGCCAUCAUAAGCACUGUGGAAGAAGAGGAAGAAGAAUAUAGCCCUAAGCACUCCCCGACUCGAGAGCUAGGAUUCAGGAUGGACCCGCCUGCCAUAUUCCUCGAUGAAUCGUCACCACCUGACACCAGGUCUGUGCCUGGAAUUAUCCACCAGCCCAGCGCCGAGCCCCUCAAAAAAGGGCAUAUCACACCUCCGGUUGUUUUUCCGAAGAACAAUCUUGAUUUGGCCCCUGUGGAAGACGAUUUCGGCACACCUCGUAUCAAAACCGCCGAAACCGACCUAGUUGCAGGCUUAUCCGCCGAUGCCGAUGUCGAUCAGAUCCCAGAUGCCGAAGCAACACCUCGGCCUUUGCAUACUCCUCUACCCAGCCUCUAUUCUGGUAAUACUCCCGAUCAGCCUGAAAGAUAG
This is a messenger RNA of Aspergillus homomorphus CBS 101889, 6141 nucleotides long. Its product is annotated as protein kinase RIM15. Lineage: Eukaryota; Fungi; Ascomycota; Eurotiomycetes; Eurotiales; Aspergillaceae. The record is from RefSeq and is a predicted model, not a curated record. Gene Ontology annotation, biological process: peptidyl-serine phosphorylation; phosphorelay signal transduction system. Gene Ontology annotation, cellular component: nucleus; cytoplasm. Gene Ontology annotation, molecular function: protein serine/threonine kinase activity; ATP binding. The transcript is spliced from 2 exons. Bases 1 to 6141 code for a protein of 2046 amino acids.